GUGGGUGACGAAUGUGCUUACUUCGAUACGGAGAACUGGGCACCGUGGCCGCGAGUCACUGCUUCUUUUAAGCCCAAGCACUGGGCGGGGCCAGGGCGUGAGAGAGCCUGGCUCAUUCGGUCGGGUUAAACCAGAGGUAGCUCAGGCCGCUGUCGCGAGGCGUCGCGAGGCCUCGCAGGUUCGAGCGCCAGGUCGGUUCGAUCGACUUCGCGGUCACCACCGAACGGUUCCCGCCCAGUUUGGUGGGGACGACAUGGUGUUCACAACCGACACCUUCGGUGGGGGAGUCAUCCGUCCUUUUGGGUGCUUUCUCUCGAAGCUUCUUGUUACUAGUGGCGUUUUUGUUCCUAGUAGUAAGGCCCGGAGCACCUAGUAGCGUCCUUGUUCCUAGUAGCUUCUUGUUACUAGUAUAGUCAUGCCAGGAGCUACUAGCCCUUUCGGCCUCUGCGCCAGAAGCUCAGGUCUGGUCCGAGUCCGGGACGCAGCUGAUGACGGAGGAGCAGUUGCUGCAGGUGCUGGGUGCGGAUGCAGAUUUGCAGGGUUCGUGGUGCGCAGUGAGCCACACUUCCAUCUUCGGCAUCAUCCAAACCGUUCCCUUCGACCUCGCCUAUCAGUCGGCGGAGAACACGCUGGGCAGCAGCUGAGAUCGGAAGAACCAUUUGCUUGUUCCAUUUUCGUUUGCUCUUUUUGAGCAUGAUUAUCGGUCUGGGGUGCCAGAGAAGACUAUGCAUAUGAGGUUGACUUCAUGCAAAUCUGUUUUUUUUCACCAAGAACCAUUCCUGAUUGCACACAUGUCCAGUGCUUAUUCUGAAGUGCUUUUUGGGCUUUCCACCAUCGCAAGGUGGCUUUAUCAUUGCUGUCGCCAUCGUUCUUGCAGUGGGUGGUUGCCUGUGUUUGCUGUGCCUCUUAUACUGCAGCCGACUGCACGCCCCAUCCAAAGGCCGAGCAGCGCUGAUGAUGUCGAAGACGCGGGGAAGAGAGGUGAACUUCCAGUGCAGCGAGGUGAUCUUAGACGACGUGCAGGGCACGGAGGGCACACGGAAGGUGAUGGUUCAGUGGGAUGUGAAGCCUGAGAAGUUCAUGAAGGACUUGGACAAGUUCAGGGGCGUGCGCCAUAUCACCACCGACACGAGCGUCCGACCACGUGUGGUCCGUUCCAUGUCUCGUUUGUCUAGCCGGAGCGGCAGCCGCCCUGAGCGUUCAGCGAGCAAUUGGCUGAGUGAUGAAGGAGACGACGAUCCGUGGUACUUCGAUCUCGAUGCGAUUGCCGCAAGUGUGUCAAAAGCAGCUGAAGAGGAGGUCACCGGAGAAGAGGAAAUCAUUGAUAUUGAUGCAGGGAUCUCUUUCGUGGAGAGGUCUCCAGGAUGUGAAGCCUACGAGGUGGGCGAGUACAUCAUGUACUGUUCCGUCUCGCACGAACAGAUGAUCUUUGGAGCGAUCACCAGUUGCAGCUCUGGGCUGUCAGAGCCGUGCUCUGACUUCUUGGAGGCUGGGCCUUUGCCCUGCUACGAUUGCCGCAUGGGCAAGGCCCGGCAACGCCGCUCCGAGGUGCCGAUGCAAAUGCUGCGGCCGGCGCUGAUCCCCGGCACUGCCGUGAUGGCCCGUGUAGAGGAGAAGUGGAUCCCGGCACAUGUGUUGGGCGUGAAUCCCUCAAGUGGGACAUGCCAAGUCGAUUUGGAUGAUGAUAGUGAAUUGAAAGUCUCCUAUGAAGUCUACCAGUUGCCAUUCCGUGAUCUCCGGCGUCGCUUUUGGCGCGGCCAGCCCUGCCGGCUCUAUCGCGGAAUCGUGCAUGGCUGGGUGAAUUGCCUCGUUGGGAAGGACUUGAUGGAGGAGCUCCCAAGUCUCGAAAGCGAGAAGUUGGGAGGAACGACCUGCAUGGCUUCAGUGUUCGUGGACGAUCAGGAGGAACCCAUUGAUGUCCCGACCUACCUGCUGAAGAUGGAUCACAACUUCACCACUGAAGCAUCAUUGUAGAGUCCUUUCUGCAUGCCUUUUUAUGCCAGUAGCGCUUAAUGAGGCGUAGGGAUGAGCUGUCAACUUGUAAUGUCUACUCCUGAAAUAGUUGUUUUUCCUAGAGCAAGAACCGAAAGAACCGAG
Molecule: messenger RNA, 2097 nt
Organism: Durusdinium trenchii
Lineage: Eukaryota; Dinophyceae; Suessiales; Symbiodiniaceae
Source: the annotation of a GenBank genome assembly